Messenger RNA from Symbiodinium sp. CCMP2592, 1851 nucleotides. Lineage: Eukaryota; Dinophyceae; Suessiales; Symbiodiniaceae. The record is from the annotation of a GenBank genome assembly.
AUGCUUUACAGCCGCGCGCAGCUGGCGUUAAUGUACCUGGGCAUCUGCACCCUGCUGCCGUACAACUGCCUUUUAAACGUGCAGCCAUACUUCAAAGAGUAUCCGUUUAAGGACCUGGACUUCCCGUUUACGAGCAUGAUGACAUAUUCUCUGUGCCUCUGCUCUUCUCAGAUCUGGCUGACUUGCAGAGGAGACGGUAUCUCCGUGAACAAGCGAAUGGGCACUGCGCUCAUAUCGCAAGUUCUGGUGUGCUCGGCCUUCUUUGGCUUGACGUGGGCAUCGUCUGGGCCCAGUGCGACGGGAUGGUAUGUACCGAUGUUAGUGGUUAUCGCCGUCUUGGCCUUGUCGAACUCUAUCUUGCAGACUGGAGUCUUUGGCGUUGCAGGUUCGAUGACCUCUGAGAUGUCUGCAGCGGUCAUGCUUGGCUUGGGCAUGUCCGGUUUAGUGAGCUUCUUCAUUUCGCUUCUGAUACAGGCUGUGCAGCAUGCGAUGAAUCGGGAAAGCGGCGACUCUGCACGUUCUGGCAUGGAAGUUGCCCUGCUCCUCUGGGCUCUAUGCAUCCUGCAAACAAUCACCUCCUGUUGGGUCUAUUUCGUGUACCUCCGCUACCGACUUCCGGAGACUGCUGAAGCCAUCGCCAUGCUGGAGCAGCAGCGAGCGACUCCUUCUGAAGCCUCCGGAAGAGAGAUCUCAUUCCCAGAAGUCGAGCAAAGCUCCACAGCAGACUUCAGCAAAGCCAGUUGGGCUCAGAUCUGGAAGAGAUUGGUGCCCAUCUUCGGAGAAAUUUGGCCUCAGGCAGUGAACGUGUGCUCUGUCUUCAUGGUCACCAUGACCGUGUUUCCAGGUGUGAUGGUGCACUGGGAGCCCAGUGCCAGCAGUCCGUUCGCAAAGGCCACACAGGUUUAUGGAAACCUCCUCAUCGGCACAUUCCAGGUCGGCGACGUUGUGGGACGAUCGAUAGCUGGGCCAGUUGGGAGAUGUGUUGGCCCGAAACGAUUAUGGAUCCUGGUCUUGUUGCGUUUUGUCUUCAUUCCACUUUUUAUGCUCGGGCAGCGCUCCCCUGAAGCCUGUGUCCUGUGGGGAUCCGAUGUCGGCCGGGUGUGCCUCUGCGCACUUUUUGCCAUCAGCAACGGCUUGCUAGCAAACCUUGCCAUGAUGUACGGCCCGGACUGCUGCAGUACGCAGGAAAAGCGUGAAGUCGCAGGCAUGGCGAUGAGUGCCACGAUGGUGACAGGCAUCUUUGUCGGCACCUUGCUGGCUUUCGUGACGCAGGUCGGAAUCGCAGAGAACGGGCCGAGCGAUUGCUUGGAGAGUGGCGAAGACAAGCGCAGCGUCUCUGGCAGUGGCACAGACCGAUGCGGGCAAGCGGUACAGACCCUGGCGGAGGCACAGGCGCUAGUGGCCUCCAUCCGCGAUGGAAGUCUUGCACGUCAAGAGACUGCCCACGAGCUGCAGAUCAUGCAUCGUCGAGGUGACCAUGGCCGUCUCGAAGGCAGCCACGGUGAGCCUUUGGGAAGAUGCCGUGUGGCUCCUGGAGGGCGCCAAACAAGCGCCGAGCAUGCAGCCGGAUAUGAUCCUAUAUGGAGCUGUUAUGAGUGCCUGCGAGAGGGCCCGGCAGUGGCGAAGAGCCCUGGCCGCUUUUGCGGAGGCCAAGGGUCAGGGCCUAGAGCCCGGGCUCGUGGCCACGAGCAUCGCCAUCACAGCCUACGGACGUGGCGCCUUGUGGGAAAAGUCAAUAGAAGCGCUGAGGCACAAGCAAAGCUGAGAAAGCAGUGUCACAGCCGAGCUCACCGAAGCAUCGAUCUAAGUACCUUUGCUAUUUUUGUUUCGGCACAAUCGUUGCGGCGGUAG